Molecule: messenger RNA, 1071 nt
Organism: Neoarthrinium moseri
Lineage: Eukaryota; Fungi; Ascomycota; Sordariomycetes; Amphisphaeriales; Apiosporaceae
Exons: 2
Coding region: 1-1071 (356 amino acids)
Biological process (GO): regulation of DNA-templated transcription
Molecular function (GO): zinc ion binding; DNA-binding transcription factor activity, RNA polymerase II-specific
Source: RefSeq, a predicted model, not a curated record
AUGACCAAAACAGACCGACAGAAAACGGUGGCUUGUGGCCGCUGCCGUGGCCAAAAACUCAGGUGCACCUGGGAGGUGAAGGAGCCGCAAUGUCGACGUUGUCAGAGGGCAAAUGCCAUUUGCACCAUUCCCAAGUCGCGACCGAUGGGUCGACCACCACGAGAUGAUCGCGGCGCGAGCAGUUAUAGUAACGAGCAUAACGAAAUCGCGCACUGUCACAGUGAGGGGAUUAUCAACAAUAAAGUGGCUAGCAAUGAAGACACAUUGAUGUCUUCCAUGACCGACUCUUUGGACUUUCUUCAAUGGUUUCCUGAUCCUGACGGUCUAAGUUUGUUGGAUUAUGGUGGCCCUGCGUCGAUGGCCCAGAGCGUAUCUAAUUCCAAUUCAAAAGACAAUGGCGAGCAGUCGUCCAGACCGAAUGAUGAACUAUUAGCCUCUGCAAUGGGGACUGCAGCAGGGCAGAUGGACUUAAAUCACGAUGAACAAGACGACGACCGGUAUGACCCGGAGGGAGAACAGGGCUAUGCCAAACUACUGGCACAGCUAUGCCAAUUGAACGUUACGCUGUUCCAACACCCUAUGCACACCAACAAUGGUGAAGUACUACCUUGCAUGAUAGCCGGCACGGCUGGCUGCCGCCAGUCACCAGGAGUAACCCAAUCGGACAACGUCGCGUCACAAGACAUGAGCCUGUCCGAUUUGCGCAUCGGCAAUCUCCUAGAAUUGACAAAUGAGCUUAGGAAGAUCGUCACACGCAUCCGAGUGCUAAAAUCCGGAACAUUCCAAGACGCACAUGGCCUUGAACGAUCAACGGCUCUGGUGGUUCUGAGUUGCUAUACUAGAUUGGAUAUCCUGUACUCUCGCACACUGGAGAUUCUAGUAAAAGGUUGCAAUGGUGGCCAAACGCUGAAGGACGUUCACCUGCUCAUGCCUGGACUGACUAUCGAUGGUUUUUCUUUGAGCGGAUGUCAUGAUUUACAGCUCAGCUUCCUGGUUCAUCUUUUCGAAAAGGCGCACGCCCGAAUUCGCACAUGUAUUGGAAGUUGCAGCCAGGCGCUUCUCAGUAAAUAA